AUGGCCGUUGAAACUCCAAAAAUUGCGAUCCUCAGUGUCUACAACAAAACUGGCAUUCUUGAUCUCGCCAAUGGACUACAGAAGAAAGGCGUCCGGCAAGUUCAUGGGGGGAUUUUGGCCCGUGACACGGCAGAAGACAAAGUUGACCUUGCAAAUGAAAACAUUCAGAUGAUUGAUUAUGUCAUUUGCAACUUGUAUCCGUUCAAAGAGACUGCUCAGAAGAUCAAUGUCACUAUCCCUGAGGCAGUCGAGGAGAUAGACAUCGGAGGCGUCACUCUACUUCGAGCAGCAGCGAAAAACCAUGCUAGGGUCACCGUUCUUUCUGAUCCUAACGACUAUCCAGACUUUCUUCAAGAGCUUAGCAAACACGAGCAAGGCGAGAUUUCCGAGACCAGUAGACAACUGUAUGCUCUAAAGGUAGGCCCCAUUCUUUUACGACGAUCACCCUGUUUACAGAAAUAUCAGGCCUUCGAGCAUACGGCAGAUUACGACGACGCGAUAUCUGGAUUCUUCCGCAAGAAGUAUGCAAGUGACGGUCUCAAACAUCUAACAUUACGCUAUGGCACAAAUCCACAUCAAAAGCCAGCGUCAGCAUUCGUCAAAGAAGGGCAACUCCCCAUCAAGGUGCUCUGCGGCUCACCAGGCUACGUGAAUCUUCUAGACUCUCUCAACGCUUGGCCGUUAGUCAAGGAACUAAAGAAGGCACUCAAUCUUCCUGCUGCUGCAAGCUUCAAGCACGUGAGUCCGGCUGGAGCCGCAGUAGGCGUGAAAUUAUCUCAGAUAGACCGAGAGGUCUGUAUGGUCGACGAUAUCAAGGGAAUCGAAGACUCGCCUUUGGCUCAGGCCUACGCUCGUGCGCGUGGAAGUGACCGUGUUUCUUCGUAUGGAGAUGUGAUUGCUUUGUCAGACGAAGUAGACGGAACGACAGCGAGAGUCAUAUCAAGAGAAGUUUCUGACGGAGUCAUCGCCCCAGCUUAUUCGAGAGAAGCUCUUGAGAUUUUGUCUAAGAAAAAGGGCGGGAAGUAUCUGGUCCUACAAAUUGACGAAACGUACGAACCCAGCACCAUUGAGACUAGAUCACUCUAUGGCAUGAACCUUCAGCAACACCGAAAUGAUGUUCAGAUUUCCCCUCAAGAGACAUUCAAGUCUAUUGUCACCCCCAAAGACCUUUCUAAACUCGAAGACCAUGCUUUGCGAGAUCUUACGGUAGCGACAAUUGCGCUCAAAUACACGCAGUCUAACUCGGUCUGCUACGCAUACAACGGUCAGGUCAUCGGCCUAGGCGCAGGGCAACAGUCGCGCAUACAUUGCACGCGGCUCGCGGGCGACAAAGCCGAUAGCUGGUGGAUGCGAAAUCAUGAGCGGGCGCGUAAGCUAAAGUGGAAGGCUGGAGUGAAGCGACCGGAUAAGAGCAAUGCAAUUGACAUGCUUUGUAGCAAUCAGGUGCCACAGGCUGGCAAAGAGAAAGUGGAGUAUGAGAAGCUAUUUGAGGAGGUGCCACCAGAAUUCUCGGUCAAAGAGAGGAAGCUAUGGAUGGACGAGCUUCAACAACAGAAAGUGGUGCUGUCAAGCGAUGCAUUCUUCCCAUUCAUUGACAAUGUUCUUCGCGCAGGCCGAUCAGGAGUGAAAUACAUUGCAGCGCCGAUGGGAAGCCAGGCGGACGAAGCAGUGGUUGAAGCCUGUGAAACUUACAACCCGCCAAUCACUUUUGUGGAUCAGAAGACGAGACUAUUCCAACACUAA
Messenger RNA from Bacidia gigantensis, 1743 nucleotides. RefSeq lists its product as uncharacterized. The coding region runs from base 1 to 1743 and encodes 580 amino acids. The record is from RefSeq and is a predicted model, not a curated record. Lineage: Eukaryota; Fungi; Ascomycota; Lecanoromycetes; Lecanorales; Ramalinaceae. Gene Ontology annotation, cellular component: cytosol. The transcript has 4 exons. Gene Ontology annotation, biological process: 'de novo' IMP biosynthetic process. Gene Ontology annotation, molecular function: phosphoribosylaminoimidazolecarboxamide formyltransferase activity; IMP cyclohydrolase activity.